UAUGUUAUAGACAGACCGCCACAUAUAGGCUACGAUAUAUUUUGUUUAUAAUUUAUAUUAAGUUGAAUUAGACGUGUAUUUAUAUUUUUUAGACUUCUUGCAUAAGCUGUCCUGUUAAUAUGAUAGCGAAGUUUAUUUUGUAUUUUUUGAAUGUCUUGUAGUCGACGCGUUUGUCCAAAUGAUUUGUUUGUGCUGUGGACUUAAGUCGGAGAGCGCUCGUUAUUAAGAAGCAACAGUAUGUAUUACAAGUAGUAGUAAAUAAUAAUAAUAAUAAUAAUAAUAAUAAUAAUAAUAAUAAUAAUAAUAAUAAUAAUAAUAAUAAUAAUAAUACUGCACUAUCGAUAGAAAACAUUAUAAAGUUAUUGUUUAAAUCCGGUUCAAGCUUUUUUGUGACAUUUUACAGUGUGUGUAGCCUCUAGAUAGAUAGAUAGAUAGAUAUAAUGGAUAUUUGAAGAAAAACAAAUUUGAAAACGAUCUAUUUCACUAGCUUUUCUUAUGAUUUGUUUAUAUAUAAUCUUUUUGUUAGCACUUUGAGUCAAAUCAAUCAAGAUUUCUCCACGAUUGUUUUGCUAUACUAGGCAACAAUAAGGGUUAUUAUCGAUGUGAUAUUAUAAAACGGACUUUCUGAAAAAAGUAGGCAUAUCGGAUCAAAUAAUUAACGGUUUGAUUUCAACAACAACAAAACAACUAGAAAAGGAAAACUGCGGUUUGGAUUACCAGGGGGGGUGAAAAAGGAGACGGUUUUGAAGUGACGUUUCAAAAUCCCUUUCAUGGUUUUACAAUUACCAGACCUUAGCAAGACCAAACCAACUGAAGAAAAUAUGAAAAUAAAUUAAUAUAAAAAUAUAUAUACAUAAAAAGCUUUAAGUGUAAAACGUAUGGUAAAUCUGUGAGCAAAUAUACGUCAGAGGCCUAUGUGAAUAUAGGCCUGACAUUAUCAAAUAAGAAAAAGGCGCGUUUUCGCUUCAUUUGCAGCACAACACAUAAGCUACCGAGGGAGGCGGGAGGCAGGCAGACAAGCUAAUUCGGCGAAGAUGUCGGGUGAGGACCACAGUUUGUCAGAGGUGGAAAUGAGCCCCGGGGUCUCGGAAGACGGACAUUCCUUGUCUCCGGGUCCCGCCUCAAGCGCAGCCGGCGGGGAGUCGCCUUUACCCGGGCAGCAGGACUCACGCGAGCCGGGGCAUGCGGGCGGCGUCGAGGGGAUCACCGUGAAAUCGGAAGCGGACGAUGACCGGUUUCCGAUCGGGAUUAGAGAAGCUGUCAGCCAGGUGCUGAACGGCUAUGACUGGACUCUGGUGCCCAUGCCUGUGCGGGUCAGCUCCGGGAACAAAAACAAGCCACACGUGAAGAGGCCGAUGAACGCGUUCAUGGUUUGGGCUCAGGCAGCGCGGAGGAAACUGGCCGACCAGUACCCGCACCUGCACAACGCGGAGCUCAGCAAGACCCUGGGCAAGCUGUGGAGGCUGCUGAACGAGAGUGACAAGCGGCCCUUCAUCGAGGAGGCGGAGCGACUGCGCAUGCAGCACAAGAAGGACCACCCCGAGUACAAAUACCAGCCGCGCCGCCGCAAGAACGGCAAAUCAGGAGCCGGCUCUGAGGGCGACGCCCACUCCGAGGGCGAGGCCACACCCAGCGGCCAACCGCUCUUCAAGAGCCUGCACCUGGAACACGCCCACUCUGUGGGGGCGGGCUCUCCGCUCUCUGAUGGGCUCCACCCCCAUCCAGCAGGUCAAACCCACAGCCCUCCCACUCCGCCCACCACCCCCAAAACCGAACUCCAGUCCGGCAAAUCCUCGGAUGGCAAGCGCGGGGAGCGCUCCCUGGGGGUGGGGGGCGAGGGGAGCGGGGCUAGCGGACCAGGCAAACCCCACCUGGAUUUUGGGAGCAUGGAUAUCGGGGAGAUCAGCCACGAGGUCAUGUCAACCAUGGAGCCCUUCGACGUCAACGAGUUUGACCAGUACCUGCCUCCCAACGGGCACUCUGCGGGGCAGCCCGGGGGGUCCUCGUACCCGUACGGGAUCACCAGUGCCCUGGCAGCGGCGGGGGGUCACUCCGCGGCCUGGCUGUCCAAACACCACCACCACCAUCACCACCACCACUCCCCGGCCAGCUCCAAUGAACCCGGGAAGGCUCCUGUCAAGAGUGAGUCCGGCUUCCCAGAACAGCCCAGCGGCUCCCAGCUCACCUACACCUCCCUCAGCCUCCCCCACUACGGGACAGCCUUCCCAGCCCUGGCCUCCCGCCCCCAGUUUGAGUACAGCGACCACCAGCCGUCCACCUCCUACUACAGCCACGGUGCCCAGCCCUCCGGCAUCUACUCUGCCUUCUCCUACAUGGGUCCUUCACAGCGGCCCCUGUACACAGCCAUCGCUGACCCUGCCACCGUCCCACAAUCCCACAGCCCCACCCACUGGGACCAGCCUGUCUACACCACCCUGUCCCGUCCAUGAGGGGGUGUCUGUCUGUCCCUGGGGAGAUGGGUGGAGAUUCUGGGGCUGAUUUUUCCAUUUCCCUGCUUCUGAAUUUGUAGCACUGAACUUUUUUGGGAAAAAAAAAAAUAAUAAUAAUUCAAAUCUCAGUAGCCAUGUCGGUCCGCCGGUAUUAGGGCCCCCCCUCCACUUCCUGUCCAAAAAAGGGACCCUUAUUCUCGCGCACCAACAUGGAAGCUUUUCAAACACAAGUGAAAGUUCAGCUCCACAAUGAUGAGGUGAGCAGCAGAAGAGGUAUCUAUGAAACACUUGUGGGUUUUUCCAAAAGGACAGUUUGUUUGUUAGUCGGUCUGUUUCCACGGUAGAUCAAAAUAUCUGGACGGGGUGAACGGAGCGGUCCGGUGUAUCCAGGCUGAGUCGUCUUGACUGCAACGCUGCGGUUUCUGUUCAUUUGUAAGGGGUGAAUGAUUAGGUGAAUUACUCGGCGGUUUCAUUCUGUCUUUGUUUCCAUCUGACCCUGGUUACCGAGUCGAAUGCAGGUUUGAAAACGUUCCUGACUGUUUCCAUUAGCAGCAAACCGGUUUGAAUUUGGACUCUGCCAGCCAGCACUAGUUAGGAUUGGGGCUCACUGACAGACACCAAGUCUUUUGAGAAUCAAAAAAAACAACCAAACACCUGAGAAUCAAAUGGACACCAAAUAGAUAUACAUAAAGAACUCCUCCCCCUAGGCUUACCAUGUUUGAUGUCAUGAUGCAGCAGCCAUGCAUUAAGAACAAACGUUUACUAUUGAGAGACAACGGAACCCUUAUAGAAGUGUGCGAUAGUUAAAAGAACAGCAAAGUAAUAAGCACAGUGAAAGCUAAAGCACAGGGAAGCAUUGUAAAGCACAGAGAGGUCUGGUAAAGCAUAGGGAAGCAUUGUAAAGCACAGAGAGGUCUGGUAAAGCAUAGGGAAGCAUUGUAAAGCACAGAGAGGUCUGGUAAAGCAUAGGGAAGCAUUGUAAAGCACAGAGAGGUCUGGUAAAGCAUAGGGAAGCAUUGUGAAGCACAGAGAGGUCUGGUAAAGCAUAGGGAAGCAUUGUAAAGCACAGAGAGGUCUGGUAAAGCAUAGGGAAGCAUUGUAAAGCACAAAGAGGUCUGGUAAAGCAUAGGGAAGCAUUGUAAAGCACAGAGAGGUCUGGUAAAGCAUAGGGAAGCAUUGUAAAGCACAGAGAGGUCUGGUAAAGCAUAGGGAAGCAUUGUAAAGCACAGAGAGGUCUGGUAAAGCAUAGGGAAGCAUUGUAAAGCACAGAGAGGUCUGGUAAAGCACAGGGAGGUGUGGUAAAACAUGGCAAACCAGGGUAAACUAGGUUAAAUGCAGAGUAUAAACAUGGUGAAACUGCAGGAAUAACUUUUGUAAGGUUAUCCCUGAACAGUGUGAAUAAGACUUGUGAAGAAGAGGCUGUGAAGAACAAGCUGAGAAAGUCAGUCAUGUUGCCACAGUGGCGUGUGUUCAGGGUUAAAGAAGAAAUCCCUGCACUGCGUGUGGAGGAGCCCAGGAAGAAUUGCAGUUCAAUUGUAACCAAUCUCCAGCUGUAGAAACCAGACCCUGCCACUCCCUGGCAUGCUGUGUGCUCUCUGCGAUACCAGCAGCCCUCAGAUUUUCAAUGAAAAAUAUAUUUUCUUCUUUCCAUUGCUUUUGAUAUGGAGGGAGGAGACGAUGGCAUCCUUCCGGCUCCUAUGAGACUAGCAAGCAAAUGCAUGACAGUCUUCCAUGUGUCCCCCAUGCUUUAUAUAUAAAGACUACAAGAGAGUUUUGUAUCCAACCCUAUAUGAGGUCGCCGUGCAUGAAAGAGUUAAAGAUAUUUCACCCCUGAAGGAGAGCCAGAGAACGAUAUGAACAACUACACCUGUGACCUACAGCACUUCCUGGGUGCCAGACUUUGCAAUUCCAAUUAUAAUUCCAAUUCCAGCAGCAUUGUUUGCGGAAAUUCCAAUUCCAAUUCUGUUUUGUUCAAUUAGAAUUCUGCUGCAGUACAAUUCUAAUGCUUUAGAUGGUGAGGCUUUUUAAUGGCUACAGUACAACACCAUGGGACCACUGAUGUGCACUGCAGUACUGACCUGGGUGAAGACUACAGCUACGGCCAAGAGUUUUGCAUCUUCCCCCUGAACUUGUUUUGCUUCAUAGAGUCCAGUGAAAGCUGCUGAAUAAUGUUCCCUUGUUAACAUAUUGAAUUGCAUACCCUCUAUAUAGAAUUAUUAUUUGUUUAUUUAGCAGACGACUUUAUCCAAGGCGACUUACAGAGACUAGGGUGUGUGAACUAUGCAUCAGCUGCAGAGUCACUUACAACUACGUCUCACCCGAAAGACGGAGCACAAGGAGGUGAAGUGACUUGCUCAGGGUCACACAGUGAGUCAGUGGCUGAGGUGGGAUUUGAACCGGGGACCUCCUGGUUACAAACCCUUUCUUUAACCACUGGACCACACAGCCUCACUCAGCUUCAUAGAGUCCAAUGAAACCUGCUGAAUAAUGUUCCCUUGUUAAUAUAUUGAAUUCCACCCCCUCUAUAUAGAACAAACUCACUCAGCUUCAUAGAACCCAAUGAAAGCUGCUGAAUAAUGUUCCCUUGUUAACAUUGAAUUCCACGUUCUCUAUAUAGAAUGAACUCACUCAGCUUCAUAGAGUCCAAUGAAACCUGCUGAAUAAUGUUCCCUUGUUAACAUAUUGAAUUCCACCCCCUCUAUAUAGAAUGAAUUCACUCAGCUUCAUAGAGUCCAAUGAAAGCUGCUGAAUAAUGUUCCCUUGUUAACAUAUUGAAUUGCACACCCAGCGCUUUGUAGUUUUCCAGAUACUGAACGAAAAACUGACUGGAGAAAAUGUGACAUUUCGAAAUCUAAUAUAAAAUACUACUGGACUGCUAUUAGGGCUCCCGGUAAACCUUUUUGUUUACAUAAUGUUAAAUAAAAGAUCUAAAUUCUGUUCAUAGUGCUUUUUUGAAUUUCUCAAUCCUAAAUUUAUAGGUUAUGCAAAACCUUUGGCCAUAGUUGUAAAGUCAUAUCACAACAUUUUCAAUAGCUUCCCAGUACUGAAUUUUAUUAAAAUAUAUACAAAUUUUGAAUAUUGUCUUUUUUUUUAUUAACUAAAAUGAAGGAUUCUUUUUGUUGCUGUUGUAUGAAAAUAAAAACUAAUAAUAAUGGAGUUGUAUUAUUCUUUGUUCCACUGUAACUCUAGACCACUUCCCAUUCUUGCAAUAAUAUGUUUGAGAAAUGUGGUUUCGUUCUUGUAAAUAUGUUUUUUCGGUGUAAAAUAUGACCUUUUACCUUCUGCAUUGUGUUUCCCGUUGCUUUAUAUUUUCCACAACCCGCUUGUUCAAACUGAAGAGAAAAAGUGGCCUAGUGGUGAGAGAUGAGGGACCUGGAGUGAGGAGACCCAGUUGAACCCCAAUCAUAUCUAUUUAUAAGCUUUUGAUUUUGUGCAAGUUGGGGCCAAAUAUUGUUUAUUGUGCUAAUGUUUUAAAUUAAAUUUGAUUCUCUCUCUCUCUCUCUGCCUCUAAAAAGCUACAUUUAGGGCACUUUUUAAUUUAAAUAUGAUACAUUAACUUUCUGUGCCUGGUUUUAUAAAGCAACACACGUUUCCGGUCAGUAUACCGUUUGUAUUUUAUUAUUAUUAUUAUUAUUAUUAUUAUUAUUAUUAUUAUUAUUAUUAUUAUAAUUAUUAUUAUUGCUUCCUUUCAAAAUGUCAAAGACCUGCUUUUAUUAUUUUUAUUAUUAUUAAAUUUAUAUUAAAAAGUUAUUUAUAUUUGCUGAAAAAAUGAAUUUGUAUCCUCUGUUUUAACACCUGUUUCUCACAAUCUUGUAUCAAAAAAACAAUGUGUUUUUUUUGUUGUUGGUUUUUGUGUGAUUUGAACUCUGUAAAUAUUAGCCUUACUGAAAAAGUAGAGUUGUAGCGAUCUUUAUUAACUCCUCUGACACUAAAUAAAAUAAAUAUUCUUUCUUUUUUAAA
Molecule: messenger RNA, 6410 nt
Organism: Acipenser ruthenus (sterlet)
Lineage: Eukaryota; Metazoa; Chordata; Actinopteri; Acipenseriformes; Acipenseridae
Product: transcription factor SOX-10-like
Exons: 4
Coding region: 1035-2450 (471 amino acids)
Biological process (GO): negative regulation of transcription by RNA polymerase II; peripheral nervous system development; neural crest cell migration
Cellular component (GO): nucleus
Molecular function (GO): DNA-binding transcription factor activity, RNA polymerase II-specific; RNA polymerase II cis-regulatory region sequence-specific DNA binding
Source: RefSeq, a predicted model, not a curated record